Molecule: messenger RNA, 2250 nt
Organism: Spodoptera exigua (beet armyworm)
Lineage: Eukaryota; Metazoa; Arthropoda; Insecta; Lepidoptera; Noctuidae
Source: the annotation of a GenBank genome assembly
AUGGUUGAGUUGGGCGAUGCUGGUGUGCGUGUUAUGUUCGUGAACGGGCACCGUCAGUUGGGACUGGUAGUUUUUGUAUUGACGGGCGAAUGCAGAAGUGGAAGAAAUUCACCUGAUUACCAAGUGUAUCAUCAAUUGGCAAAUGCUACAUCUGGUCAAGUCUUCAAUGUGAUAAAAAAUGACGUAAAAGAUAUAUUAAAAUAUAUUGAGGAGUCUAUUACAGGCAUAGAAAGCAAGCUCGUAGACAAAACAUUUUCACCUGGCUAUGAUAAAAAUGUUACAGUGAGUAUCCUAAUGAGUCAACGCAUGGCGGUGAAAGUGACGGACACAAAGCCAGGAAGAUACUACGUGACGAUUGGAAGUACUUCCGUAACGCAUGUAGUUGUGAGUGCAAAAAGCGCAAUUAAUUUCCAACUUGGAUUUAACGUGUUUAAACCAAAAUCCAGCAAAGACAUCGUCACAAGACCGCCGCCAAAAGGGAAUGUUUUCAUGGGUGUCAAGUUACUCGGGUCAGGUGUGAAACUGGAGACAGUCAAAAUACUUGGAAUGAGCGAUGAAGUUAUUAAAGAACUAAAAUUGGAACUACUCGAUGAAAAAGCGCAGUUCUAUGUGACGCCGUUAUUCGACCCUCCGUCUACUAUGUUUCGUGUAACAAUAAAUGGAUAUGACAUCGAUUCUAAAACGCCAAUAACGAGAGUAAGUCCAACACCGAUAUCCAGACAAGAUUUAUCCACAGAUUUUGUGGCGAAAGUAGACACAGCCCCGAAUGUAACGAUUGAUGGUGACAAGUCAGUAACCCUUUACGUUGACGAUCCAUUAGAACUGACUUGUAAAGUUCACGCUUAUCCUGAACCAGAAAUAAUAUGGGAAGAUAAAAAUCUUGGGGUUGUGAUUCCUUCAGAGACGAACAUCGUCGAGGUUCCUUACGACUAUGUCAAUAUUUUAAAAGUAGACAGAGUAGAAAAAAAUACUACCUACCAAUGUAAAGCCAAAAAUAGCAUUGGAGAUGAAGUUCAAGGUGUAGAAAUCAUAGCAAAAAGGAGAUUUUAUUUCAAUGUUAUCGAUUCUCCUAAAGAAAAACCAGUAAUCGAUAAGUCUGUUGAUGAGAUCCGUAUUACAGAAAAAAACAAUGGUGAAUUGUCUUGUAGAAUUCUUAAAGGGAUCCCAAAACCGACUAUAACCUGGUCCUUCCGAGGUUUGGGUAAAAAAAGGAAAUUGAAAGAAACUGGGGAGACCAUACAGUUGAAAAAUGCUAAAAGACACAAAAGUGGUGUGUACACGUGCAGAGCGGAGAACGUCUUGGGAACAGAUAAUCACGAAACAGAAGUGAUUGUAGAAUUUGAUGUUUCACCUAUUAUUUUACAUCUUAUCAACAUCUGCUUCGAACAAGGAGCCUUUCCAAAAGCACUGAAACGAGCUGUAAUCACUUCUGUGUAUAAGGUUGGGGACAGCGCUGAUCCGUCAAAAAUAAUGAAAAGAAUAAUAAAUCAGAGCUUACUCGGUUAUUUAACAAAGAACGGGACUUUAUCCUCUUCGCAAUUUGGCUUACAACAGGGUAAGUCUACCAAAGACGCAAUCCAGGUUCUCACAUCCAGUGUUACUGAAAAACUAGACACUGGAAGUAAGUGCCUAGCAGUCUUCCUGGAACUCAAAAAAGCCUUCGACACAGUGUCAGUCCCCACUCUUUUAAGCAGGUUAGAAGGCAUCGGAGUUAGAGGAACACCGCUAACAUUAUUUGGCGAAUACCUGAGCGAACGCAGCUAUGUUGUUAAGAUCGGCACAGUCGUUAGUUCUGAAGAAAUAGCCACAUAUGGUGUUGGACAGGGUAAUCCACCACAAAUAAAACGGAAUGUUAAGAAAAAAAAAAUUGUGGAUGGUGAUGAAGUGGAGUUGACGUGUGAUGUCAUUGGAGUGCCAGCACCAACAGUAUUCUGGACAUUUAAUAGUACCAAACUAAGAAGUACUGAGAGAAAACAAAUAACGACCGAUUAUAGUCUAAUAAUCAAAACCACUCUGGCUGACACUGGAUAUUAUGCGUGCCAUGCAGAAAAUAAGUUAGGGACAGAUGAAAUCAAAGUUUUCCUACAAGUAUAUGUUCCUGUGACUAUCGAGAAACCAAUAUCCAACUUAGUGCAGACCCUUGUCGGUAGAAAUGAGUCGCUUUACUGUAAAGCCAAUGGAUAUCCCGCACCAGACAUAAAAUGGACUUUCCACAGUGCUCCUGGUGCCCCUGGAAAAGAUGUUUUGUAA